Orbicella faveolata is the source of this 1310-nucleotide messenger RNA. RefSeq names its product replication factor C subunit 3-like. Gene Ontology annotation, cellular component: DNA replication factor C complex; nucleus. Gene Ontology annotation, biological process: DNA repair; DNA-templated DNA replication. Gene Ontology annotation, molecular function: DNA clamp loader activity; ATP hydrolysis activity; DNA binding. The record is from RefSeq and is a predicted model, not a curated record. Lineage: Eukaryota; Metazoa; Cnidaria; Anthozoa; Scleractinia; Merulinidae.
UGGGUUUGAAAGUAAUCGCAGGCUCAAUGUUUUCGUUUGGCGCGAAAAUUUUGUCCGCCAUCUUCGUUCAUUUUUCUGCAUGCAUCUUUGGUGAUUUGGCAAAUUUUCAGUCGAUAACAUGAGUCUAUGGGUGGAUAAAUAUCGUCCAACUUCCUUGUCAAAACUAGAUUAUCACAAGGAGCUUGCAACUCAUUUAAAAAAACUGGUGCAUUGUGGAGAUUUCCCACAUUUGCUAGUUUAUGGCCCUUCAGGGGCUGGGAAAAAGACAAGGAUAAUGUGCAUACUUAGAGAGCUCUAUGGUGCUGGUGUGGAGAAAUUAAAGAUUGAACAACAGAGUUUCACUACUCCUUCAAAGAAGAAAAUUGAAAUGUCGACAAUUGGCAGUGCUUAUCACUUAGAGAUAAAUCCAAGUGAUGCAGGGAUUCAUGAUCGUGUUGUGAUCCAGGAACUUAUCAAGACUGUCGCUCAAUCACACCAGCUAGAAUCAUCAACACAGAAAGAAUUUAAAGUGGUAGUGUUGACAGAAGUGGACAGACUUACAAAGGAUGCCCAACACUCUUUGCGUAGGACUAUGGAGAAGUACACAGCAACAUGUCGACUAAUCCUGUGUUGUAACUCAACAAGCAAAGUUAUUCCAGCCAUUCGCAGCCGUUGUUUAGGAGUCAGGGUUGCAGCACCUACAGUCGAGGAGAUUAGUCAAAUAUUGCACAAUGUUUGUAAAAAGGAGGGCCUUAGUCUUCCAGCAGAACUUUCCAAGAGAAUUGCUGAGAAAUCCAACAGGAAUUUACGAAGGGCCUUGCUGAUGUGUGAAGCUUGCAGAGUUCAACAAUACCCAUUCACACCUGACCAACCUGUUCAAGAGGCAGACUGGGAAGUAUAUUUAAGAGAAACAGCACAGCAGAUUGUCGAGCAACAAACACCCAAAAGGUUGCUGGAAAUAAGAAGUAGACUCUAUGAACUCCUGACCCACUGUAUUCCACCCGAUAUCAUACUAAAGGGUUUGAUAACUGAACUGGUGACCAACUGUGAUGGCAGUCUGAAGACUGAAGUAACAAACAUGGCUGCUCACUAUGAACAUCGUGUUCACCAAGGAAACAAAGCCAUCUACCAUCUUGAAGCGUUUGUAGCCAAGUUUAUGAGUAUCUACAAGCGGUUCCUGGAGGAAGGGAUGGCCGAGUUCUUCUAAGAGAACAGAUUAGCUUUUGGUGACAUUUGAAUUGGUAAAACCACAGCUUGCCGAAGUAACGGCUGUACAUUGUAAUGAGGCGGAGGAAAAGUAUGAAGCAAUAAACGAACAGUUUGGACUUAAA